Puntigrus tetrazona (Sumatra barb) is the source of this 1996-nucleotide messenger RNA. It is a transcript of the gene dus2, whose product is annotated as dihydrouridine synthase 2. Gene Ontology annotation, biological process: tRNA dihydrouridine synthesis. The record is from RefSeq and is a predicted model, not a curated record. Gene Ontology annotation, molecular function: tRNA dihydrouridine synthase activity; tRNA binding; flavin adenine dinucleotide binding. The transcript is spliced from 16 exons. The coding region runs from base 97 to 1680 and encodes 527 amino acids. Lineage: Eukaryota; Metazoa; Chordata; Actinopteri; Cypriniformes; Cyprinidae. Gene Ontology annotation, cellular component: cytoplasm.
UGAUUAAAUUGUAAAAUACGCGUUCGAAUGCGAAGCCCUUGAAUCUGCGUUUCGCGAAUUAUAAUUUUCUGAAAAUGAUCCUCGCGUCGCGCGGCGAUGGCGUCAGAGCCGGAAGCGUGUGUUGUGCACGCGUGUUGCCGCAGCUGUGAUGAAGUUUGGGUUGAUCCGUCUGUUGGUGGAUGGGUGGUGAAAGUGGUGCUGAGGAUGAUGAUGGCGAGCAGCGUGGGCAGGUUGUGUUUUGCUCAGAAGACCGUUCUGGCUCCCAUGGUGCGGGUGGGCUCUCUGCCCAUGAGGCUGCUGGCCCUGGACUACGGGGCCGAUAUUGUGUACUGUGAGGAGCUGAUUGACAUCAAAAUGGCCCAGUGUGAGAGAGUGGUAAACGAUGUUUUGGAGACUGUUGAUUUUGUGGCGCCAGAUGAACGCGUGAUGUUUCGCACCUGCAGUAAAGAGGAGGGCCGUGUGGUCUUCCAGAUGGGAACGGCCGAUCCGGAGAGAGCGCUGGCUGUGGCUAAACUUGUGGAGAACGAUGUGGCGGCUGUGGAUGUGAAUAUGGGCUGUCCCAAAGAAUACUCCACAAAGGGAGGAAUGGGUUCUGCGCUUCUCUCUGAGCCUGAAAAAAUUGAAGCUAUACUAAGCACGCUAGUGAACGGCAUUUCUAAACCUGUCACGUGUAAAAUCAGAAUCCUUCCUACACUUGAGGACACGGUGAAUUUAGUGAAGAGAAUUGAAAGAACAGGAGUGGCGGCGAUAGCGGUGCACGGCAGGAUGAAAGAAGAGCGACCGCGGCAUCCGGUCCAUUGUGAUUACAUCCAGACCGUGGCUGAGAGUGUGUCUGUUCCUGUCAUCGCCAACGGAGGCUCUUCAGACGUGGUGAAGACGUUUGAAGACAUCGAGAGGUUUCGAGAGGCGACGGGAGCCUCGUCCGUCAUGCUGGCCCGGGCCGCCAUGUGGAACCCCUCCAUCUUCCGCCGGCAGGGGGCGCUGUCUGUGGAGGAGGUGAUGGAGGAGUACGUCAGAUACGCCGUCCGUUACGACAAUAACCCGUUUAACACCAAAUACUGCUUAUGCCAGAUGCUCAGAGACAGAGUCGAGUCUCCGUUUGGAAAACGGUUGCAUGCGGCUCAGACCAACGAAGAAAUAUGUGAGGUGUUUGGCAUGACUGACUUCUACAACAAGACCAGAGCUGAGCUGGACGCCAGGAAAGCCGCUCUGCAGACCAACGGUGAUCCGCCGCAGCUCCCACGACUGGUGGAGGACGUCGUCACGAUGCCCGUCCGCUUCGAAAGAAGAGAUUACCCUCCUCAGAUCACGCCGAAGAUGUACCUGCUGGAGUGGAGCCGCAAGGAGAAGCUUGAGCAACCCGUGUACGAGACGGAGCAGCGACCCCAAGAUCGAGCUUUUCAGUCUACAGUUAUAGUAGACGAUAAGAAGUACCGCUCUGCUCUGUGGGAAAAGUCGAAGAAGUUCGCCGAGCAGGCCGCGGCUAUAGUGUGCUUACGGACUCUGGGGCUUCCGGAGGGACGGAUCGGAGAGGAGCGCGGCGGAUUGGUAAAUAAACGCAAGAGGGACGACGAGUCAGCCGCACGAAAGAGACAUGUAAGCGAAGCGAAGGAAGAGGAAGAGGAAAUGGUAUGCAGGACGAAAGUUGUGAAUGGUGUCUGUGGUCAGACCGCAUGUUAACAUCGGCCGAACACCAUCUGAACUCGCUGUUAAAGACUCUCAUUCCCUUUCAUUAAAGCGACAAACAACAUUGUAUUUGCUUUUAAGUUUGUUAAAUCCGGUGUCCCGAGUGCCAUCUGUCUUAUCGCGCACCAGCGCUGCUUGAUUAUUUGCUUAAUACCGCUAUUUCUGCCUGGAAGAAUAAUAAUGAGUUUUAUAAGGAAACACUUUUACGAGUUUUGACAGAUUUCCACCCUUCACCAGAAGGGUGCAGUCUAUCUCCGAGUACUUGCAGUACAAGGAAGUACAAGUAGUAUCAUAAAACUUUAUUUAUUUU